AUGUGGUAUUUAAUUUCUCUUGCGUUCCUGCUGCUAAUAAACUACAAGUGUGUUGACAGUGCCACUGAGUCAGCCAACAUUCUAGAAGAGUUUGAAAACCUCAAAGCCACUGUUAUGGCAGAAGUCAAAGUAUCCUUAACAAAAGGAGUCAGUAAGCAUGACCGGAAAAUGCAAGAUCUUCAAGCAACCGUUUCCAGGUGUGUGGAACUUGGGCAGAGACAAGAGAAUUAUAUUUCACCACAGUCGGAGCAGAUGCGUCAACCACCAACUUUUAUUGUGGAAAAUAGUUGUGAUAUUUCUGAUGAUAACAGGUUUGAGCAUGACAUGUUAGGUCUGCAUCACAGCAUCGUCACAAAUAUUGGAAAUGGUUAUAACAAUCAUCAAGGAGUUUUCACCGCACCUAUUAGUGGCCUCUACCUUUUCACAACCAGUCUAAUGUCAAAUCAUAACAUGGAAUUCUGGUUAAACUUUGUUGUAAAUAGAACUAUCAUUGCUAGGCUGAAUGAUCGUGGGACAGAUGGUAGGCAUGGAAGCGGGUCACAAACGAUAAUUCUUAGUCUAAACAAAGGAGAAUAUGUAGCAGUUCAAAAUGAACACAAUAAUGGUACUUUCUGGGGUGAUAAAUAUUCCAGCUUUGGCGGCUAUCUUAUACAGGAACUGGAAUCGGAAACGUCUUCAAUUAUUGGAUAAAACAGUUUUCAUAACAAUAAAGUGCAAAUGAAUA
Molecule: messenger RNA, 724 nt
Organism: Ruditapes philippinarum (Manila clam)
Lineage: Eukaryota; Metazoa; Mollusca; Bivalvia; Venerida; Veneridae
Exons: 5
Coding region: 1-690 (229 amino acids)
Molecular function (GO): protein binding
Source: RefSeq, a predicted model, not a curated record